This is a messenger RNA of Cuscuta campestris, 1300 nucleotides long. The record is from the annotation of a GenBank genome assembly. Lineage: Eukaryota; Viridiplantae; Streptophyta; Magnoliopsida; Solanales; Convolvulaceae.
AAAUUAAACGAGUGUUCAGGAAACAAGAGUUUUAAUUAAUCGCUUCACCUCUGUUUUUGGCCGGAGAUGGGAGUGAUGAUUACCGCCCUAAAAAAUGUUCAUGAAAAAUCCGGGUUGUUGAUGAUGAAGCUAAGAGGAAUUAGAGUUUACCACGUUGCUGCUCAUUCUCGAGGGCCGGAAUCGUUGGAUGUUGUUUUCCACGACUCAGAGGGCGCUCGGAUCCAUGCUGAGGUCAAAGAUACUGAUAUAAGCACAUUCAAACAAGAUUUGCAAGAAAAUGCGGUUUACUUAAUCAUGAAGGUCAAGGUUUUACGCAAUUUCCAAGGCACAAAAACUACCAAUCACCCUUGCAUGCUCCAACUUUUGGGAAAGACCAAGAUUCAAAAACUAACAGACAAUGGAUUUCCUAAUUUUCGAUUCUACUUUAAGAGUUUUGAAGAUGUUCUCAAAACAAAGUUUGCUGACCAAGUCUUUUUAGUUGAUAUAAUCGGGAAAGUAGUUAGUCGAAUUGUGCCCGAAACCCGUAUGGUUAAAAAUGCCCCGGAGCAAAUGAUGGAAGUUACCUUGGUGAACCACAAUAUCGUCUCAACACAAUCAAGAUCAAGAGAUGAUAAAAGAACGAGCAACUUGAAAGUGGUCUCCAUUCAUGAACUAAAAAACAUGAGCAAUAAAGGAUAUUAUUGGAUACUUGGUGAUGUUGUUGAAAUUGAAAACACCAAUGAAUGGUGUUAUCUUGGUUGUCCCAAGUGCAACCGGAAGGUUGCUCCAGAUGCUACGAGGUUCAAGUGUAUGAAAUGCGAAAAAGAUUAUCCUGAGGGAGUAGUUCGCAAGCAGCAUGACAUAGGAUGUCUGACCAGUUCGGAUGUGAAGACACCCGUGUUCGGUCCAAAUGGGGGAAUGACCGAUAUGGUUGAAGCCAUAUUCAGUGAUAGUGGGGUGACCGUUGCGGCAGUAGCCGCGGUCGAUCCAUUAAACGAGGUUACCGGAGCAAACUCCAUAGUCGCGCUCGAUCCAACGAAGGUGAGGAUCAGAGUGGACCCCACGGCCACACUCGAUCUUAAAAGAACGUUGAUCGGAGUGGUCUGCCCAACAGAGCCACCUAAUCCAGCCGAAACGUUCACAACCGCAGUCUCGGAACUACUCCCGUUUCUGGUGUGAGCAUCAAAACCGAAACCGUCCAUAUCCACCAUCGUGCACGAAUAUGACUACUACCUUAAGAUUGUUACAAUUUUCUCACGGAUUACAACGGACGGGGAAGAUGAACGGCCCCACAAAAUAAAAAUAAAUAAUAUUCUGAAUU